Cinclus cinclus is the source of this 1347-nucleotide messenger RNA. RefSeq names its product activin A receptor type 1C (gene ACVR1C). Gene Ontology annotation, biological process: activin receptor signaling pathway; protein phosphorylation; nervous system development. Gene Ontology annotation, molecular function: ATP binding; activin receptor activity, type I. NCBI's taxonomy places the organism in Eukaryota, Metazoa, Chordata, Aves, Passeriformes, Cinclidae. Gene Ontology annotation, cellular component: plasma membrane; activin receptor complex. The record is from RefSeq and is a predicted model, not a curated record. The transcript is spliced from 8 exons. The coding region runs from base 16 to 1347 and encodes 443 amino acids.
UGCUGGGCCUCGGUCAUGCUGACCAACGGGCGUGAGGAGGUGGUCAAGUCCUGCGUGUCCCUGCCCGAGCUCCACGCCCAGGUCUUCUGCCACAGCUCCAAGAACGUCACCAAGACCGAGUGCUGCUACACCGACUUCUGCAACAACAUCACUCUGCGCCUGCCGCUCGCAGUGGCGGAGGCAGCGGGCCGGGCCGGGCGGCGCUCGGCGGUGCUGGCGGUGGCAGUGACGGUGCCGGUGCUGGCGGUGCUGCUGGCGGUGCUGGUGGCCUGCACGGCCCGGGGCCGGCGGCGCCGAGGGGCCAAGCCACCCAACGUGGAGGAGCCCCUGUGCGAGGGCAGCCUGGUGGGUUCCGGGAAGACGCUGAAGGAUCUCAUCUACGACAUGACCACCUCCGGCUCCGGCUCCGGCCUGCCCCUGCUGGUGCAGAGAACCAUCGCGAGGACCAUUGUCCUGCAGGAGAUUGUGGGGAAAGGACGGUUUGGCGAGGUCUGGCGUGGGAAAUGGUGCGGGGAGGAUGUAGCUGUGAAAAUCUUCUCCUCCAGAGACGAGCGCUCCUGGUUCCGGGAGGCAGAGAUUUACCAGACAGUCAUGCUGAGGCACGAGAACAUCCUGGGCUUCAUUGCUGCUGACAACAAGGAUAAUGGGACGUGGACACAGCUCUGGCUUGUCUCUGAGUACCACGAGCAGGGCUCCCUUUUUGACUACCUGAACAGAGGCACGGUGACAGUGGAGGGCAUGGUCAGGCUGGCACUGUCCGUGGCCAGUGGCCUGGCCCACCUGCACAUGGAGAUUGUUGGCACGCAAGGGAAGCCAGCGAUCGCACACCGGGAUCUGAAGUCCAAGAACAUCCUGGUGAAGAGGAACGAGACCUGCGCCAUCGCCGACCUGGGGCUGGCGGUGAAGCACGACUCGGUGCUGAACACCAUCGACAUUCCCCAGAACCCCCGCGUGGGCACCAGGAGGUACAUGGCCCCCGAGAUCCUGGACGACGCGAUGAACGUGAACAUCUUUGAGUCCUUCAAGCGUGCAGACAUGUACUCCCUGGGGCUGGUGUACUGGGAGAUAGCCCGGAGGUGCUCUGUUGGAGGAAUCACUGAGGAAUACCAGCUGCCUUACUACGACCUUGUGCCUUCUGAUCCUUCCAUAGAAGAUAUGAGAAGGAUUGUCUGUGAACAGAAGCUCAGACCAAGUAUUCCAAACCAGUGGCAAAGCUGUGAGGCCCUGCGGGUGCUGGGCCGGGUGAUGCGCGAGUGCUGGUGUGCCAGCGGUGCCGCGCGUCUCACCGCGCUGCGCGUCAAGAAGACGAUGUCACAGCUCUGCGUGCCCGAGGACUGCAAAGCCUGA